AUGGAACACGACAAGCCAUUUGCGGAUCUUGCCCUCGACCCCGACCUGCUCGUCGCCAACGGCUUAAUCCGGCUCCCAGUCAACUUAGUCGAGACGAUCCCCUGUCGCAACGCAUACAACGCCAUCCUGACCUAUAACCUACUGAUCCACUUGGUUCAAUAUGAGGCUAACACCCUGGACAAACCCGACUCUCCCAUCUGCCAGGCGGCGUUUCGCGAGUGGCCAAAUGUCAUGCGAUGGGCCGCCUUCUUUCACCCCAAGUUCAGAAAUGUCCCCCCCUUGUAUGAAGAGCAAGCUUUGAAGACAAUACGCCGAUUCCUCUGCACUACCUGCGAUAUAAUCCAGGGAGACCGUAUCGUCCUCGAGACUGGCGACUCGCUAUCCCUGGUGCUGGAUCUCUGGCUCAAUUUCUACGACUACGCGGCACGCCUUCCUCUCACACCAACGACUAAGAAGAUGAUCGAGGAAGGCGAGUUUGAGAAGAACGAAUACGAGCUCCUCGUCGCAGUCUGGCGCUUCUUCCACGAUCUUCCGUGCCCCGGGACGACGUGGUGGACACAUCCAGAUGCUGCGCGUGUAUCGGACGGCUUCAUUGCCAUAUGCGGCGGCAAACCUCGCCGACUAUAUCGCAAGGCUCUGUCAACCCGAAUUUCCCAUUAUCUUCUCACCCGGGACCCGGUUCCAUGCGACGAGCUCAUGGAAACGAUCAGCACAGUCGAGGAGGUCAUUGGGCUCGUGAAUCGCAGGACUCUCGGUGUUUCAAUCCCGCGGUCUGUCAUUCACAGCGUCAUCCAAGCAUGGAGGGACACUGCGAUCCUUCCCAACGGGGACGACGUUGGAAUGGCAUGUGCCCAUCUCUUCACCACGAUUCAUUCUCGAUGCACGUCUGACGCUCGCUACCUGGAAUGGGGCGUUGGGGCAGGCCUUAUUCCUCUGCUCUUAAAUCUCAUCCGCACGCGUCCGGAGACGAAGACGGAGCAUUUCGGCGUACCGCCGGUUCUACUGGGCUACCUGCGAUACCAGUUGGUCUACCGAAACUUUGUGCGCCUCAUGCGAUCCCACGGUGGAUCCGACAUGGAAAUCCGGGAGGACGAUUACUCUUAUGUCGCAACUUUCAUCAAUGCUUACCGGGAUGCCGUAUCCGAGCUCGACAAAGACUAUAGGACUUUGGCAGAGGAGCACUGGAUGAAAUGCCGCUUCGAUUCGUGCCCUGAUGUCUCCGGCGAUAUACCCUUGAAGAGGUGCGAAUGCCGAGUAGUCCAUUACUGCUCAAGAAGAUGUCAGGCAGCGGACUGGAAGAGGCAUCGACAGUACUGCGAGGUACUUAACAAGAGCCUUUUGCCGGGCUUCUCCGUGCCCUCGUACAGAUACGCCAUCAUCAUGUCGAGGAAGGUCAUCAACCAGGAGAGGGACCGCGUCCUGCGCAAGAUACAGGCCUGGUACGCUAAACCUGACUCUGAUGUGGUUAGGAGGCAGCUCGUGAUCUUCCUCGACUUUGCCGAGCGCAAUCAGGGCCUUCUGACUGGUACGACGCUCAGUGAAAUAAAUGACUGCUGCCCGACGAUUAGGUUGGCUACGUGGCCGGCGAGGAGCGAGGAUAUCGAGAAGGGUGGACCGACCCGAGUGGCGGUGACCGCCUAUCUCGCCAUUGGGGGACGCGGGCGCUCUCCUGCGCUCAGGUGUGGCGAGUUCGAGUUGGUCGAAUUGCUGUCAGGCGAAAUCUCGCUCUCUAUCGACUCGCUGGCGAACUUCCAAGUCAAUGUAUAG
This is a messenger RNA of Schizophyllum commune H4-8, 1767 nucleotides long. RefSeq lists its product as uncharacterized. The record is from RefSeq and is a predicted model, not a curated record. Lineage: Eukaryota; Fungi; Basidiomycota; Agaricomycetes; Agaricales; Schizophyllaceae. The transcript is spliced from 3 exons. The coding region runs from base 1 to 1767 and encodes 588 amino acids.